AUGCUAUGCCGACAUCCUUCAGUGAAAUGGGCCCAGAGGUCAGACAAGUUGUUCAUCACUGUGCAGCUGCCUGAUGCACAGAAUGUAAAGCUUAAACUAGAGCCUGAAGGGAAAUUUUUCUUCUCUGCUACCAGUGGGGCAGAUAACAUCCCCUAUGAAGUUGAACUUGACCUAUUAGACAAGGUCAAUGUAGAGGAGAGCAAAGCCGCUAUUGGCUCAAGAAAUAUCCAGUACAUUGUGAAGAAGGCUGAGAACAAAUGGUGGAGCAGAUUGAUAAAACAGACUGGAAAGCCUCCAGUGUUCUUGACUGUUGACUGGGAUAAAUGGGUUGAUGAAGACGAGGAGAACUCAAGCAAGGGAGGACCAGCUGAUAUGGGGGAUAUGGGUUUUGAUUUUCCUGAUCUGAAUCUUGGAGGUGGAGGCUUUGAUGGGGCUGUUCCUGACAUGGACGAUGAUGAUGAAAAUGACACCGAAGAUGAGAAUGCAGAAGAAGCACCAUUGGCAGAGAAGGAAGCAGUACCACCAUCUACUAGUGGCGAAGCAGACCCUAAGAAAACUUGA
Molecule: messenger RNA, 561 nt
Organism: Dovyalis caffra
Lineage: Eukaryota; Viridiplantae; Streptophyta; Magnoliopsida; Malpighiales; Salicaceae
Source: the annotation of a GenBank genome assembly